Thlaspi arvense is the source of this 837-nucleotide messenger RNA. The record is from the annotation of a GenBank genome assembly. Lineage: Eukaryota; Viridiplantae; Streptophyta; Magnoliopsida; Brassicales; Brassicaceae.
AUGUCUCUUCACAGUUGCCAGACGUUCCCUCGCAUAAGUUUGAUUGCCCAAGCUGUUAGCUUGGCGUUGAGCCGCUCUUAUCUGAUAGUUCCUGGUAUAUUUGGUUUGACAUGUGGCAAUUUAGCUUUGGCACAAGCUUCAGUUGACACUGACCCCUUCCAUACGAGGAAUAGUUUAUACAUGCAUGCAGAAGAUGGGCAUGCAUUUGUGACCUCGUUAAUAGUUGCAGUAUUUGAAGGACUACUCUUGUUGCUAAGAGCGCUUUAUUUGGCAGUGUUGUUCUCACCAUGCAUGGUGAUGGCUCCUUUUGCUGAUUCUUUUGGACCUCGGUUUAGAAAAGUGUGGCUUCAGGAACCUGUAGCAUCUGGAAGUAUUGCUCAAGUCCAUCGAGCUUCUUUGAAGUAUCGUUACCAUGGAAGACAGAUCAAGCCCAUUGUAGUUGCAGUAAAAGUUAGGCAUCCUGGUGUUGGUGAAGCAAUUAAGAGAGAUUUUGAGAUAAUUAAUAUAGUAGCAAAGGGUUCAAAACUCAUCCCUACUUUGAAUUGGUUAAGACUGGAUGAAAGUGUUCAGCAGUUUGCAGUUUUUAUGAUGUCUCAAGUUGACCUUGCAAGGGAAGCUGCCCAUCUGAGCCGAUUUAUUUAUAAUUUUCGGCGGUGGAGGAAUGUUUCUUUUCCAAAGCCAGUUUAUCCAUUAGUGCAUCCUGCUGUACUGGUCGAAACUUUUGAGCAUGGGGAAAGUGUCUCGCACUAUGUUGAUGAGCUUGAAGGACAUACUCGGGUUAAAAGUGCCCUUGCACAUAUUGGAACUCAUGCACUUUUGAAGAUGCUUCUGGUAUGA